AUAUCUUUUUAUUUUUCCGCAAACCAAACGUGUCUUAAAUCCCCGCCCUCCUCGCGCCAUUCCCUCCCGCGUCCCAUCCCCGCUUUCUUCGUUCUCCCUUCGUCUCUCCGCGCUCUCCGAAUCCAGCGAGAGGAGGGGAGGGAGAGAGGGCGGCGCUGGUAGAAGAUGAUCCUGGGGAAGCGGCCGCGGCCGCGGCCGCGGCCGCCGAUGCGUCGGACGACGAGUGUGAUGGAGUUCUCGGCGGCGGACCUCGCGGCCGCGGCGGAGGCGUCGGACGACGAGGGGGCGCACCGCAGCCACGAGCGCCGGAGGGAGGCGGAACCAAGGACCGUCCAGCGGCGGAGCUUCAGCGACUUCGAGUUGGCCGGGACGGCCCAGUUCCUCAGGGUCUGUGACCUCUGCAAGCGCCGCGUCGGCCCUGGCCUCGAUACCUUCAUCUAUAGGGGUGAAAUUGCAUUCUGCAGCCUGGAGCGCAGGCAGCACCAAAUGAACCUAGAUGAUCAGAAAGAGAAGUGCUCGGUGACAUCUCUGAAGACUGAUGCUUCUCCAGCAACUGCAGGAUCUGAAGCAUCCAGCCAUGGUGGAACAGUUGCCGCUGCUUAAAACCAGUGCCAUUCCACUAUAGAAUCUUUGCACUGUAGUUUAUUUUGCCUAUACCAUAAGCAAAAAACUUUUUUUUUUUUAUCUUUUUCUGUUGGGGGGCAGAAACAUAUGCACAGACUGAUACCUCUGCUUCCCCACGCAAUAUAUGAAGUAGAUGGAAGAUCUUUAAACCAGCCUGCUUUUUUUGUGUCUCAUUGUUGAUAAUGAUAAAUAGAAGUGGUCUUCUGACGAA
Messenger RNA from Phoenix dactylifera (date palm), 835 nucleotides. RefSeq names its product FCS-Like Zinc finger 5-like. Lineage: Eukaryota; Viridiplantae; Streptophyta; Magnoliopsida; Arecales; Arecaceae. The record is from RefSeq and is a predicted model, not a curated record.